Molecule: messenger RNA, 1508 nt
Organism: Blepharisma stoltei
Lineage: Eukaryota; Ciliophora; Heterotrichea; Heterotrichida; Blepharismidae
Source: the annotation of a GenBank genome assembly
AUGAUUCAACCCUUUCAUUCUGGCCAGAAGAAUUUAUCCAUUUAUUUUUCUUAUUAUUUUUUUAUGCUGACACCUGAUAUAACCUGCCAAAUUUUUAGCAAACUUAAAGAAGACCCUCAAAACUUAAAGUGCUUUGACUGCCGCAAGCCAAAUCCUGAUAGUUGCUUAAUUAACAACGGUAUCUUUUUAUGCUCAGCCUGCGCUGGUAAACACUUAUCAGCCUUGCCUGAACUUACUCUUAUAAAGCAAACGUCAAUUGAUCACUGGACUAAUAACUCCCCCCAUCUUUGAUCGAACGAUUCACUGUAAAAAUUGGGAAAAUUAAACCCCAUCCUUGAUCGAACCAUUUUCAUAUGAUGCAAAUUUUUAUAUAUAUAAAAAAAUAUAUUAGUUAUCAAAAGCUUGGGAAGAUGUAGCUAAUGAAGUUGUUUUCAGAGACUUUGAGGCGACAGAAAGCUACGGAGCCAACCAUCCAAAGUGCUUUAGUCAUCAAUAUAGGCUUAAAAACUCAAUAAUCUAAAAAAUAGAAAUUCUUUAAAAUUUAAAAUUUUUAAUUCAAUAAGGAGCAAAUUAAAAUUUAUACAGUUUAAAUGGGUAACCAAUAAAUCAAAAUAUUAAAAAUUGAUAUUUUUAUGAAAUUAAUUUAAUUUUUUGCUGUAAAAAUAAUUAUUAAAUACUCUUAACCCUAUUAUUUAAAAGUAAAUAAAAAAAUAUAUAUAAAAAUUUUUUUCCCAAAAAAAUUUUUUAGCCUCCCAUCCUUGAUCGAACGAUGGCGAGCCGUUCGAUCAAGGAUGGGGAGUAAGGAGAUCAAAAGAAUGAUUGUAGGAGGAAACGCAGCAUUUCGCGAAUUUUUAAAUUUUUAUGACAUUAAGCCAACAACCCCUAUAAGCAUAGCUUUUAGGACAAGAGCGGCAGCUUUUUACAGAGGAAUGCUAUUAACAUUUGCUGAAAAAUUACCAUUUAAAGGCACUUUCCCACCUAGAGACACAGGAAAAUUAGUUUUUGAAGAAGAAGCUAAAGGAGUCUAUCCAGAACUAGCCCCGAGAUCAAUGUCAGCGCCUGUGAUCACUGAACAAAUAAAGGCUUAUAAUCAAGAACAAAAGGCAAAAACAUCCCAAAAUGAAGGAGGAAGGCUUUCCAAUGUCUACGGAAAAAUCACAAAUGCAGGAAAUCAAGCUUUUGCAAAGGUAGAACAAUUCGGCCAAACCCCAAAAAUGAAAGAAAUUGAAGCUAAAAUGUUGAAAAUUGUGGACAAAGUUGGAAAAAAUGUUACAAAUUUUGUAGACGUUAUUACUGGGAGACCUAAAUCUCUUGAUUUAACAAAGGUAAUGUAUUUAGAAAUAGCAAAUAGUCCACUGCAUACUUAUGAUAAGAUUAACGUUGAUCAGAAAUCACAGCAGGUAAAAGUGGAAGCAAUGACUGCUUUAAAUAGAUUUACUACAGAUGAGGAAGAAGAAAAACAGAUGGCAGAAUUUCCUGAGCCUGGGAUUCAAACUAAAGGACUAUAA